Molecule: messenger RNA, 677 nt
Organism: Aspergillus pseudotamarii
Lineage: Eukaryota; Fungi; Ascomycota; Eurotiomycetes; Eurotiales; Aspergillaceae
Exons: 1
Coding region: 78-431 (117 amino acids)
Source: RefSeq, a predicted model, not a curated record
AUUUGUUCCGUGUAUGGAGUUACUCGGCUAGUGUCUUUUGCCUCAGGCAUCGUGGGCGUGUACUUACGAAGAACAUAAUGUGGGCGUUAACCGUAACUACGAUAUUUAUUUUCGUAAGCAGGACCGAAAAAGGGAGGAAAAAUCGAAUCUCUCUUAUCCAGCGGUUUACCCCACAGAUCAAUGUUAUAUAUCCAUUCCCACGAGCAAAUUGUACAUAUGAUGUUUAUAUUAAUAUCGGUCUGGAUUUCUUGACCGUGCUUCUCCCAAUGGCAGCAAUUUGUCCCCUCAGUGCAUUCCACAGAUUGAACGUUGUUGUCACGGCUAACGAGCAAGUUGGAGAACUAAACUUCAGGGGGUUUUGUUUCCCUGACCCGCCCGGGAGAUGGUAUUGGUGGUAUUUUUGGCAUACCUUACCUACCUUCUUGGUAUGAUUACCGGUACCUAGUAGGUAACUCUGUACGGAGGAAGUAACUCUGGUCAACGGGCCGGGAGAGACGGCAGAUCCGAGUCAUACUGACUACUAUUUAUGUAAGGUAGCAGUAGGCAACUCUGGCCGAACGGUUAAAUAGUUACUGCUAGUAUUCAGCUUGUACCAAUCUUUCUGUACGGUACAGCCCCAGAGUUGUCUUACCCAUGAAUGAGUGGUUGGCUGAUGAAUUGUGAAGAGGAGAUUCAGG